GCGCAUGCGCGACGCGUAAGAUCCGGGCCUGGGGAAGGAUGAAUGCAAAUUUCAAAGAUGGCGGCGGAGGGAGGAGGGAAGGAGAUGAACGAAAUUAAAACUCAGUUCACCACUCGAGAAGGCGCGUACAAACUCCUCACACACUCCGAAUAUAGCCGCCCCAACAGGGUGCCUUUUAAUUCCCAAGGUUCAAAUCCCGUCAAAGUCUCUUUCGUGAACGUCAACGACCAGUCUGGCAACGGCGACAGAAUCUGCUUCAAUGUGGGCCGGGAGCUCUACUUCUACAUCUACAAAGGCGUCAGGAAGGCUGCUGACCUAAGUAAGCCAAUAGACAAGAGGAUAUACAAGGGAACACAGCCCACUUGCCAUGACUUUAACCACCUCACUGCCACAGCUGAGAGCGUGUCGCUGCUUGUGGGCUUCUCAGCUGGACAAGUACAGCUUAUUGACCCUAUCAAGAAAGAGACGAGUAAGCUCUUCAAUGAAGAAAGACUUAUAGACAAAUCUAGAGUGACAUGUGUGAAAUGGGUGCCUGGCUCGGAGAGCCUCUUUCUUGUAGCCCAUUCCAGUGGGAGCAUGUACCUGUACAACGUGGAGCAUGCAUGUGGUACUGCUGCACCCCACUACCAGCUGCUCAAGCAAGGCGAGAGUUACACUGUGCACACAUGCAAGAGCAAGUCAACACGCAACCCAUUGCUGAAGUGGACAGUAGGUGAGGGUGCGUUGAAUGAGUUUGCUUUCUCACCUGAUGGCAAGUUUGUGGCAUGUGCAAGCCAGGAUGGUUUCCUGCGAGUGUUCCACUUUGAUGGUGCUGAGUUACAUGGAACUAUGCGCAGCUAUUUUGGUGGCCUGCUUUGUGUUUGCUGGAGCCCAGAUGGUCGCUAUGUAGUAGCGGGUGGUGAGGAUGACCUGGUAACUGUGUGGUCAUUCAGUGAGCGGCGUGUGGUUGCUCGAGGACAUGGUCACAAGUCAUGGGUUAGUGUGGUGGCCUUUGACCACUACACCACCAGCGUAGAAGAGACUGAACCCAACGAGUUCAGUGGCAGUGAUGACGACCUGCAGGAGCAGGCACUAACGGGCCGCGAGCGUGCCAACAGCACACACUCGCGUCUCUCAAAACGAAACUCCACAGAUGGACGACCACUCAGCGUCACCUACCGUUUUGGAUCUGUGGGACAGGACACUCAGUUGUGCCUAUGGGACUUGACAGAGGACAUUUUGUUCCCACAUCUACCGUUAUCUCGAACGAGAACCCAUACCAAUGUCAUGAAUGCCACAAGUCUCCCAGUCUCUGGAAGUGGAGGAGGAGUAAGUGGAGGAGGAGUUGGAACAAUAAUCACAAGCAUCAACAACCCAAGUGCCAAUGGAGGAAGCAGCAGCAGCAGCAACAGUGGCUCUAAUACACCAGGCAACUCUGUGCCUGCACCGCUGCCACGCUCCAACAGCCUUCCUCACUCAGCUGCCUCCAGUGGCAGUGGCAACAGCAAAAGUGGCACGAUGGACAACACCAAUGCAGUUCCCUCAAGUGUAAGCAAGUUUGCUACACUGGCGCUGCAUGAGCGUAAGGAGCGACACCAUGAAAAGGAGCACAAGCGCAACCACAGCAUGGGCCACAUCAGCAGCAAAAGCAGUGACAAACUGCAUCUGCUCGCUAAGACAAGCAGAGCAGAUGCAGCCAAGACGCUGGGCACACCGCUUUGUCCAAGAAUGGAGGAUGUGCCACUGCUUGAGCCACUCAUUUGCAAGAAAAUAGCACAUGAGAGGCUCACCGUACUUAUCUUUCUUGAGGACUGCAUAGUCACUGCAUGUCAGGAGGGAUUUAUUUGCACGUGGGCCAGGCCUGGGAAAGUGGGUUUAUUGUCAUCCCAAAAUCAAGCCAACUCGCCCAGUGGAACAGUAGUAUAGCCACAAUAUUUCUGCUGCUAAGAACCCUACAUCACAUCAAGCUGUCAACAUACAGAGCCCUGUGCUGCUCUUCACGUUUAGAGCAUUGCGUCUUUUUUGUUCUCUCUUUCUGCCUCACGUCUGUUGUAUUUUCCCCAAUUUAAAAUGUCAUUGGUUGCCUCACAUGCACUGUGGACAUGCGAAUACUGUGCACAAAUGGAAACAGUGUGGUGCAGUGAUGGACUUUGGCCAUGGUGGUGUUGUGCCCCUUCCUUUUUCUCUUUUCAAAGAAAAGUAUUUAUUUUUGCUUCUUUUCUGUCUAACACAAACAUUUCACAUUUCCUUCCUGAUGCGAGUGUGACUGUGUUGAGGAAUUCAGUUGGAAGCUAGGAGCUAAAGAUAAUAUAAGGUCUUGCUUCCAUCCAGAUUAUUUUUUUCUUUGUUCUUUUCUUACAUAUGGAAUCACUCCCCCUAAACCCCACACUUUAAAAACUUUGCACUGAUUUUAUUUUUAUUUUCUCUUUUUUGUAACUACUAGAAAGGAUAAAAAGACAAAAAAACAAAUGAUCUAGGGAUGGCCUUGAUGCACUUGGCUUUAUUAUCCUCUGGCUUGAAAUUUGAAUCUGAAUAGCUGGAUGCUGCAAUCAAAAAUUUUUGUUUGUUUGUUUUUUCCCCUCUUUUUAUUUUUUUCCCCCCGUCUUCCCCUUUUUUUUUUUUUUUUUUUUAAAGAAAAUUGUUUGCACUUAAUAGUUUAUUAGAAGAGAAUGGCUUUACAUUUUGUGUGCAAGGACUCACAGACUGGUAUAACGUGGAGAAAUGAAAUGAUUUAAAAAAAAACAAAAACAACUUUGUAUCUAUUGAGCAUUUAUUUUAAUAUUGUUUCAGAGUAAAAUCUGCUUUGUAUUAUAUGUAUAAUAUUGUAAUUCAGUGAUUUAACGGGGCAAAAGCAAAUGAUCAGUACUACUCUAGUGGACGUUUUGUCAUCAUUAAAGGAAAUAGUGAUAUUUCUAAGGCAGAAAAAUUCACAAUGAUAUUAAAAAAAUCUUGAAUAUGCAGAUUUCUGCUAUUUUUUUUUCUUUCCUCUUGACUUCAUCCAGAUGUAUUUUGAUAUAGGAGAUUUAUGUGUCAAAAGGCUUAAACCUUUUAGCAAAUAUGUUUGUUAUAAAUUCACAAAAUGCAGUGUUGUCUGCAAACAGCUGAACUCGAAAAUUCUAAUGUGUGAAGCUCAGGAAGUCUGGCAGACAAAAAAAAGUGUGUAAUAAGAGUUGGUUUUUUGUUUUUUUUUGUUGUUGGUUUUUUGUUUUUUGUUUUUUUUUGCUUAGCAGCAGCAAUGCUAUUCUGCAUAACGCUACUAAAUCACCCCACUAGGAAAUGACUUCAGUAGUUAUGAAACUGAUUGGUAAUACCUCACCAUGUGACAACACCUAAUGUUUUAAUGUACCUUUUUGUGACUACCGGUCAUUGUUAAUACACCACACAGUGAAUCCACACUAACUGGGGAAGGCGAGGAUGCUACAGUGGUCACAUUUUAUGUUGUUAACAUUUUUACCGUUCACAUUUUGUUCUUCAUUAAAAACAAAGUUCAGUGA
Molecule: messenger RNA, 3473 nt
Organism: Tachysurus fulvidraco (yellow catfish)
Lineage: Eukaryota; Metazoa; Chordata; Actinopteri; Siluriformes; Bagridae
Gene: wdr20a
Product: WD repeat domain 20a
Exons: 4
Coding region: 43-1905 (620 amino acids)
Molecular function (GO): protein binding
Source: RefSeq, a predicted model, not a curated record